Molecule: messenger RNA, 4003 nt
Organism: Cinclus cinclus
Lineage: Eukaryota; Metazoa; Chordata; Aves; Passeriformes; Cinclidae
Gene: AKAP1
Product: A-kinase anchoring protein 1
Exons: 11
Coding region: 152-2746 (864 amino acids)
Molecular function (GO): RNA binding
Source: RefSeq, a predicted model, not a curated record
GCGGGGCGGGGCGGGGUCGUUGCAUGUCCGAGCCGGGCGGCCCGGCCGGGGCACGUGGGGUGGCACCGGCACCGCUCCGGACCGGGCCCGGCACCGCUCCGGGCUCCGCCGCCGCCUCGGAACAUCCGUGUAACUGCUGAAGCUCUGUAAGAUGGCUUUACGCUUCCGCAAUUUCGUCCCCUAUGCCAUUCCUGGAGUGCUGGCACUUCUUGGCUGCUGGUGGAUCUAUUCCUGGAGAAAAAAGCACUCAGGCUAUUGUAACCAACAAGCGAUAGCCAUCGAAAGGGAGAAGCAGGAAGCAGUACCAGGGGGUGAUUCACGUCCCAGAGCAGAAGCACGUGUUCCUCACAGACUGCCUCUUGUGUCGGAAGAGGAGUGCCUGGAGAAGCCAGCCCACACCUCCCCGCUGUCCGCGGGGCUGACGACGCCCUCUCCCCUGCACCCAGCUCACGAGAGGCCGGAUCUCUCACGGGACCUCCCAGAGCUGUCGGCAGCGACAGCCGGGCCCUGCAUCCGAGAGGACGACAGUGAAAAGCUGGAAUCGAUAGGAUCUCGAGAGGGGAGCGCCGUCCCUGCUCGUGCCUCGCGCCCUCUGCUCUCUGAGAGCACGGAGUGUGACCAUGGAGUGCUGAGCCACGCACUGGGGCAAGGCUCGGGGGCAAACCAAGGCCAGCAGCCACCCCUGGCACCGGAGUCUUUGGGAGUCAGGGAGGACAUCAGCAGCACAGAGCAGUCGGAUGAGUCUUCCUUUGAGCCCCCCAAGGAGAAGCAGAUGCCAGGAAUUGUGCAGCCGCAUACUGGCUCUGUGACAGCCUGUUGCUUGGGUUUGGAGAAAGAAGCCAGUGCCCCGCAAGCCUUUCUCAAUGAAGCUGAAGUUGUAUCGGGUCACGAGGAUUCUGCAGUGAGUGUGUUACUAGGGAGUUCAGAGUCUGCCUGUCCAAAGCAGUCCAGGGAAGAAGACGUGUCCGGGUCAAUCACUGGUAUUAUACCAGUAUGUCAGAAGGACACACAACCAGAAGGAGAUGAGCUGGAAAGAGAUAAUAUGGGAGGAGUGAGUUUGGACAAGGAAGUUGAGAAAAUUGAGCAAGUAGCAAUACAGAUAAUUUCCAAGGUCAUUUUGGCAGCAACUGAGGAAGUGCUGUCGGGUUCUGCAGGCGAUGCAUCCCCUUGGCUCUGCCAGGCCACUGGCAGCCGAGCUGAGGCUCCUCUGGGGGUGGACAGUGUUGCUGCCUCUGGUCAGGUGCCUGUGGAGGGAGCCACAGCAGCUGAUGAGAGCGUGGCUGCAGGGAGUGGUGCAGAGGAGCAGGGUCAGGGCGUGACAGAUUGUUCAUCACGUGGUUGUUGGGCCAGCCCUGUUCAGGAGAACACAAAGGACUGUGGGGUGAAGAGCCAGGCGUGCAGGGAGUCCCCAGGAGUUGAUCGGACUCAUGUGGAGAACUCUCUGGAAAAGUCGCCUUUAGCCAUGGAGGACUCAGGGUAUGGCACAUACACACCCAGAGGUGAGAUGAGUGUAGAGGAGCCCCUGCAGAGCACAGUGCUGUCUGUCACAUCAGACCAGCACUUGGACUCACUGAGCACAUCCUCGGCCCCAGACACAUCUGCUGAGCAGAGCUUGGUACCAGGAGAGAGCCCCUCUGCUCUGGGGCUGCCCGAGGGCAGCACAGUGCCCUACAGCAAUGGGAUCCUGAGAGAGGAUGGGCCAGACCUGAGUCAGGAGUGCAGCAGCGCACCAGGGACGGAUGGAGAUCACUCGGAAGGUUCAGAUGUAAAUAGUGUGGAUUUUGUGGACAGUGGCAGUGCCGUGAGGAAGACAGUGGCUCCCCAGAACGCGAAGUUGGAAGGAGGAUCCAGCAAGCCAGACUUUGUUAUCUGGGAAAUCGAGGUCCCAAAGGAAUUAGUUGGCCGCUUGAUUGGCAAGCAGGGGAGGUUUAUGAGCUACCUGAGGCAAGCGUCUGGUGCCAAAAUUUAUGUCUCAACACUACCGUAUUUCCGUGACUCCCAAGUCUGUCACAUCGAAGGGACCUCACAUCAAAUAGAGAAAGUCCUGAGCCUGAUUGGCAAGAAGUUCAAAGAGCUGUGUCUCACCAACAUCUACACCCUCCCUCCGCCAAUGCCGCUGCCGCUUCACUCCCUGCUCGUGUCCGCCUGGCUGUUCCUCCCCGAUGGAGUCACUGUGGAGGUGGUGGUGGCACACCAGGUGGAUGCAGGGCACAUGUUCCUGCAGCAGCACACGCACCCCACGUUCCACGUGCUGCGCAGCCUUGACCAGCAGAUGUUCGCCUGCUACUCUCAGCCUGAAAUUCCAACCCUGCCCACUCCAGUAGAAGCUGGUAGUAUCUGUGCAGCUCCAGGCCUGGAUGGGGCAUGGCUCCGGGCUCAAGUCAUCAAUUACUUCGAGGAGACCAAUGAGGUGGAGCUCAAAUACGUGGACUAUGGAGGAUAUGAUAAAGUGAAGGUUGACACACUCAGGCAAAUCAGGUCUGAUUUUUUAACACUACCUUUCCAAGGAGCAGAAGUUUUACUUGACAAUGUGGUGCCACUUCCAGAUGAGGAUCACUUUUCCCCGGAGGCUGACGCCACUGUCAGUGAGAUGACCAGAGGUGCUGUCCUCAUGGCACAGGUGACAAAUUAUGACAGUGUCACAGGGCUGCCCCUGAUACAGCUGUGGAACUUGAUGGGAGAUGAGGUGGUGUCAAUAAACAGAACUCUGGUGGAAAGAGGGUUUGCUCGGUGGCUCGACUACUAGCAAUGUCCUAGAUGCCUUGACAACUCUUUCUGCAGUGAAAAAAACAAAAGACAGAAUCUUGUUUUGCACUGUUACAAUUUGGUUUGGCAACUUCCCCCGAGGAGACCCGUUCACACCUGCCUUCGGAGUUUUGUGGUCCAUUGAAACACAUUUUGCUCAGCUGUUACCAUUUCACUAGAACAGAUACCUCAUCUCCUGAAAGGGGGUGUUCAAAGCCAUAAUGACAGAUACUGUAACUUUAAAGCAAAAAAAUCCUCCCUGGCCUCUGCUCAAAAUUUAAAUGGAAAAAAAAUCUAAAAGCCUUGGGGAGUUAACAGCACUUUGGUUCCAGCUGUGUUGUGCCCCAUGAACUCAGUGUCUGCUUUCCCCAAAAGUUACAUCGGUUGUCCUCUUUUUAACAGGCCCUGCCUAUGAAAUUAAUGAAUGUUAUUAAGUAAUUUAAUGUUCAGUUAUGGAUUUUUCUGUAUUGUGCCAGUAACCUGCACAAACAGCAUCCAUCUUGUGUCUUCCUUGCACCAGGAGGUGGAGGAGUUGUGUUCCCAUGUCUCACUGCAGUCAUGGAUUUUAGGCUUGAUCUGCUCUCCCUGCAGGGGCUUAGAGUGCAGGAUGUUACCACUACAAUUUUUGCUCUGAAAUGUUAUAUAUUUAAAGAAAAGAAACUACUUGCCAAGCCCAAUUGUAGUUUAUAUUUUUCUAGCUGUGCAAGUCUGUAAAUAUAUAUAAAAAAAAAUCAUUGUAAUAUUUUGUACAAGAAAAACACUGGAAACAAAGGGAACUUUACAGAAACUUUUUCACACCAAAAUGUCCUAUAUAGGUAGAACUGGUAUGGAGUGCAGUAGGGUAGCCAAAUUAUUUGGAGCAUCUGAAUGUUGGGAGUGUUUCAGCUCUGCUGUAUGAGGAUUAGUGUCCCCUUAGGUUGCUGUCUGGUUGAAAUUGUGAUUGCUACAUCCUUUGCUAUGUUGCUGUACAGAUCUGUUUAAAAAAAAAAAGUAACAACUUGGCAUUACUCUUGCAGUGGUGUUCUCUCUCAUUUUUUUUGUUGCUCCUUUUUAGAUUUCUAUUGCGUAUUUAAAAUUUUGCUCAUGUAAUUUAAGCUGACUUAAUGCUCUUAAAGACAUGCCCUCUAAUGUGUAUCAUUUUAGAUAUGGAUUGAGCUGGGAUUUAUUGCUAGCAGAGAAGACACUUGCCAAAAAUUGUUGAUGUAGUCAGUCCUCAGAAGCUGCUUCAGGUGAUUCAAGGAUGUGCUCACAUCCUGUG